Notodromas monacha is the source of this 2108-nucleotide messenger RNA. The record is from the annotation of a GenBank genome assembly. NCBI's taxonomy places the organism in Eukaryota, Metazoa, Arthropoda, Ostracoda, Podocopida, Cyprididae.
AUGGACUCGAACGGGACUGGAGAAGACCUUGGGGACUGUCUGGACGACGUUGGUGGCGUUAAUGGCAGUGCAGCCUUGGACUACGCUGUAUCGCAUGUCGACGGAACGGUGGUGUGCAAAUUGUGUGGCGAGUUUUUGCCGUCGAGAAUGCACUGGUACCGGCACAAGUACAGAGUACAUCAGGUCCGGAUGUACAUGUGCAAGAAGUGCAACACGGCGUUCAAGUCGAAACGUGGGCUGGACAAUCACUCAGUCCUCAAGCAUCACGCGUCCCCGUCGGCCAGGAUUCAAGGCUGUCCAGAUCGUGUAAUCGCGGACGAGGAGCGAUUUCUGCUAGACAUCAUCGAGCGGGUGAAGAACGAGUGUCGAGGCACUGGCGUCGAUCUAGACCGGAAGGGUUACAACAAACACUUCAGCCACCUUGACGGAGGCACUUCCGCAUCCGGCUCCGGAAGCCAACCCUCUGAUCCGCUGCUGGACCUUUAUCACGAGGAAGAAGAUUCCAAAUGAUCUGUGGAGGCAUUGUUUUUACGUUUGUUUGUUCCGUGCUGUUGUUCGUUUUAUAGAGUUCAGACUUUUAGCGUGCCAAAAUGAAGGAAUGUCGAGCAUCUCAAAGAAGAACAAAGAUUUUUUUUGAGGUAUGUGGCUGCAGUUAAAAGCUACUCAGCAGAAUUAUUUCCACACCUCAGCGAGAAUGAUAAUACUUCCCGGGUGUUUUUGGGCGAUGUCGAUGUCAAAGCUUCGAAAUACUUUUCAAAGGUUGAAAACGAGAAUCCUAAACCAAGUUUCAGUGAGUGCUCCUUCAAUCGUCUUGUCAUUCUUGGAAACCGAUUUGCAUGAUACUGGACUUUUUUUUUAAAUAAAUUUCGCGUGUCACAAAAGGUCGACUGUCAUAUGCAAACAUAAAAGUACUGCUCUAGAAUGUGACCUAACACCUUAACUUCAUUCCAGUGCGCAUGGAGCUAAAAUUCGGGUGACCAACCUGACUGACUACAUAAGUGUUAGUAAAUCGGAGCUAACCCCUCCACAUUCUUCAUGGAAGACUGGGCAGGUUUACUUUUUAAAUUUUCAUCGCUUGUAAGCGAUCCACAAAACCGACUCAACGUCUGCACCCAGUAGGAUGUAUAUACUGUGGGGCCCUUAGUAAAUGACUUUGAUUUUAUGAAAAGGAGGAGAACGAUCUCCACAUUAAACAUAAACACCGGAGUUAACGGAAUAUGAUUGCGCCGUUGUGUGGCCCAGAGAGAGUAUGUCAAUGAAUAAUAACGAUAUUGUGACUGACAACUGAUUUGUGAUUGUUUUCUGGUUAACCAUGAAUAAGUACUGUACAGUACAGAGAAACCUUCCAGGCCCCUUUACUGUAUUCCUGUUACGGCUCCAAAACUUCUUUAUUCCUUUGCUUGUUAAUUUUUUGUCGCUUCAAUUAUAUAUUCUCCCUGUUGAGCGUUCCGAGGUUGGUUGUGUAGUAGAAAUGAAAUUUACGGAUGACAUCACUUCUGAAGUCGAACGCAUACUAGAAGAGCGCCGUGUUUUUUGUACGAACUCCCGUUCACAUGUCUUUCACACGUUUUUGCGAAUACGGCUUCACUCGCAGAAUAUAUUUUUUUCGACCUCGACUUCCGGAGCGAGCGCGUUUUCUUCAAGUGAAAAUGUUCGCUUUUUUUCUUCUGAUGGAAAUAUUGUGCAUUAAGGAACUCUUUUCGAGCACUUGAAUGAUACACCCCCUCCAUAGAUGAGGUAUUUUCUUGAGAUCUCGAAGUAAGUAUCGGUAAACUGAAAAGAUUCCGCGUUGGUUCAUAAUAUGUUUUUGUUUUGUUCGGAAAAAUGAUUCUCGGGAAAGAUUUUUGGCUUUCAUGAUUCAGGGAAUGCGGUGCAUUGAAUUUUGGUUUAUGCAGUUUUUUGUUUCGUUUUUGCAGCCUGUGUGGAGAACAAUUGUUUGAUUUUUUUAGUGUGAAUGAAAGGAAACGUUAUUUUUAUGGUGCUUGAUGGAAACGAACGAAGGAUGCUAGCUCCUGUUUCUGUCUAAUUUUUUGUCCCAGUCUCGAGAGAAUUUGAAUUGUCAGGGAAUUUAAAUAAAAGUAUUUAAAUAUAAUUAAUUGAUUCAUGAA